Messenger RNA from Trichoderma breve, 591 nucleotides. RefSeq names its product sin3 associated polypeptide p18 (SAP18) domain-containing protein. The coding region runs from base 1 to 591 and encodes 196 amino acids. NCBI's taxonomy places the organism in Eukaryota, Fungi, Ascomycota, Sordariomycetes, Hypocreales, Hypocreaceae. Gene Ontology annotation, molecular function: transcription factor binding; transcription corepressor activity. The record is from RefSeq and is a predicted model, not a curated record. The transcript is spliced from 3 exons. Gene Ontology annotation, biological process: negative regulation of DNA-templated transcription. Gene Ontology annotation, cellular component: nucleus.
AUGGUAGAUGCACGGGCGAGUGAGGAUGAGGAUACGUCUCCGUUCUUAGUUCGUCUAUUUCACCGAACUGGCAGCUUUUACAGACCAGAGGAGUUUGCAUCAGCAUCUCUACCGCCACAUGUUUCCAUCUACACCUGGUCAACAUGUACACUCUAUGAGCUAGCCCUAGAGCUAGCAGCGGCGAAACCAAGCGCAUUGCCUUCUCCUGCUAUUGGCACGAGACUCUCUUUCCAGCUUGUCUGCCCAGAUCUACGCGGCACUAGUACUAUUAAUGCUGGUCAGCCCAAGUUUGCCGUUAAGGAGCUGGGAAGCAUCGUCAUUGGCGAGGGCUAUCCCGGCGCGGAGAACCUAGAUGAUGCCGAUCCGGAUGUCAUGAAGGAUGACAGUGAGAAGGAUAAAACACUGGCCGACUGGAGAUUUGUGGUUGUCGCAACCACGGUCGCCAGAGUAGGGCGCCGAGCUGGAGAGAUAACAGAUUUCCGUCUGGUGAUUGGAGGAGAGGAGAGCAGUUACCGGAUGGGCCACCUGGGGGGUCACGAGGCAGAGGACGCUGGUAUUAGGUUGCAGGGAGGGCUUGCUUCAGAGGCAUAA